This is a messenger RNA of Eimeria necatrix, 1770 nucleotides long. RefSeq names its product trehalose-6-phosphate synthase domain-containing protein, putative. The record is from RefSeq and is a predicted model, not a curated record. Bases 1 to 1770 code for a protein of 589 amino acids. Gene Ontology annotation, biological process: trehalose biosynthetic process. NCBI's taxonomy places the organism in Eukaryota, Apicomplexa, Conoidasida, Eucoccidiorida, Eimeriidae. The transcript is spliced from 13 exons. Gene Ontology annotation, cellular component: cytosol. Gene Ontology annotation, molecular function: catalytic activity.
AUGCUGUGCGCGGACUUGAUAGGGUUUCACUUUUUCGAGUACGCGCGGCACUUCCUCGUGACCUGCAAACGCCUCCUCGGGCUCGACCACUCUUUUCGCCGCGGCGGCCUUUUGGCCAUCGACUUCGGCGCCCGCAGCGUCUUCGUCCGCGUCGGCCACGUCCACGUGAUGUUCGCGAAGCUGCAGCAGGCGCUGGCCAGCAGCAGCACGCCCGCGCAGGCAGAACGUAUUAGACAAAGACAUAAAGGAAAAUUCAUCUUCGGCUCCGUCGACCGCUGCGAACCUCUCGCCGGCCUGCAGCUCAAAAUUAGGGCUUUGGACCGUUUUCUCGAGUCUUAUGAAUACGCCAGGGGAAAAAUAGUUCUCAUCCAAUACGCCUACCCCGUGCGGAGUUGGGGGCGUUCGGACGCGGCGGAGCUGGCUGCGCAGCUGCAGCGGCUGGUCGACGCCGUCAACGCCAAGUAUGCAGAUUUCGGGUUUCCGCACAUCGAGUUGGUGGUGAAGGAGGUGGAGUGGGAGGAGCGCUGCAGCCUCUUCAUGGCCGCAGAUUGUCUUCUCGAUACUUGCAUUCGAGAUGGUUUAAACUUAAACCCUUUUGAAUACUUUUGCUGCAGAGAGCAGCAAACCCGAACUGCUGUUAUUCUCUCCGAGUUCACCGGAUGCUCCAGAGCCCUCGCCUCCCCCAUUCGCGUCAACCCCUGGAACUCCCUUUUUGUCUUUUUAGGCUACUACUACAGACUCGACAAAAUCACUGGAGAUGAGUGGGGCUGCAUGUGCCCCGACGCGGACUUCGCCUGGAAGUCCGUGGCCAUGGAGUUGAUGCUGCAGUACGUCAAAAGGACCCAGGGCUCUUUCAUCGAAAACAAAGGAAGUGCCCUGGUAUUUCAGUACAGAGACGCAGACCCCGACUUUGGCCAGCUGCAGGCCAAAGACCUCUCCAGCCACCUGAGCGAACUUCUCUUCGGAUACCCCGUCACAGUGGUCAGCGGCAAAGGCUACGUGGAGGUGAAGCUCUUGGGGGUAAAUAAGGGGCGCGCGGUGGAGCGCAUUUUGCGGACUUUGUCGACUUUGCACGGAGACAUUGACUUCAUUUUCUGCAUUGGAGACGACAGGAGCGACGAAGACAUGUUUGCAGUGGUGAACGUUUGGAACUCAAGCGAGGGCUCUCAAGAAGGCCCCAACGCCUCUUCUGUGAUAAGCCACAAAGGCUAUAUAGAGCAGCGGCCUCCGCCGCAGGCUUUGCCUCGAGGGGGUGGCAUUUCAGCCGACGAGGGGCCCCCCAGCACUGCUGCUGAGGCGGAGGGCCCCUUGGCUGGUUUGUCAAAGGGGCAAAUGAAGGAGCCCUAUGUCUUUACCUGUACAGUGGGGAAGAAGCCGUCUCACGCCAAAUAUUACCUCAUGGACACCGGAGAAGUGUCGGACCUUUUGGGGGCGCUGCGGCUCGUCUCUGAGACGUACGACCAGUUCCACCACAGCCAGUCGCUGGGGCCGCGGGCGUUUGCUGCUUCGACUGAUGGGCAGCAGCAGCAGCAGCAGCAGCAGCAGCAGCAGCUAGAUGAGGAGGAACAAGAAGAAGAUGAAGAACAGGAGGCAAUGCCCGCGCAGCGCCACCAGCACAGUCAGCAGCACCAGCAGCAGCAGCACCUGCGGGAGCUGGAGCAGCAGCGGGAGCUGGAGCAGCAGCAGCAGCAGCAGCAGCAGCAGCAGGCCUUCUGGUCCAGAAGCUCGAAGGCGGGUUUUGGGGUUACCCCUGACUGUACAUACACUUGA